AUGCACGGAGUACCAGAUAUUGUGGAUGACAGUGAUUAUCAGGAUUUUGAGAAAUAUUUAUUCAAGUUAGCGGAACAAGAUAAUUCAGCAACUGAUCAUUCUGGUCAAGUUGGAUCCAGAAAGGAUUGUGCUUUGCAGUGUGAGGUUCAAUCACUGGAAUUGUUAGAACCGGUUAAUGGGCGUCAGCAUUUACCUACUGCGGAUCAUUAUACCUCUCAUGAAAAAAAAAAGUCUUCAAGAAAAGCGACAAACAGCCAGCAGCAUUUCUCCCUUCAGCGAAAAUUUCAUGGAGGCUGUAUUUGCAAACCAUUGAGAAAGGUUCUUCUUCAAAGUUUCUUUAAAUCAGUUGAAUUUAUUAGAAGAAUUGCAUCAGCGGUGGACAAUGAUGGAAAUUUGGUUGAAAUACAAUCCACUUUGCGUACAGUUGCAAUGUGGAACGGAAACAGGUCUAUUAACGAAAGGAAGCGAGAGCAGAAUCGUUCAGCAGCAGUCCGCUAUCGCGAAAAACGUCGGGAAGAAAUAAAACGGAUGAGAACAGAAUUAUUUGGCUUGGAAUUGCGAAAUGUGCAGUUGAAAACUGAAAUGACUGGUCUCAUAAAGGAAAUUGACUAUUUGAAAACAUUUCUUUUAUCUAAAUAG
Molecule: messenger RNA, 639 nt
Organism: Dracunculus medinensis (Guinea worm)
Lineage: Eukaryota; Metazoa; Nematoda; Chromadorea; Rhabditida; Dracunculidae
Source: the annotation of a GenBank genome assembly